GCAGGCUGUUUAGACUCUCGCGUGCAUACGUCGCGGCACCAAAACAAUCGCGCGAAGCCAUAUUCACCAGCGCGAGUGCUGUUUGUGGCUUUAGUUCCCUCUUCUUUCACUGGGUCUGACCUUGCUAUCCAUGCGAAAACGAAGGCAGGCGCGUCUGUGCCAUACACUUCCACAUUUUCUGAGCCUUGAAGGCAGGCAUUCGGCCCCGAGUGCAACCGUUCAUCUACACUGCGUUGGAAAUGCCGGACGGCCAGGAUUUAUGUUCCAGUGGACAGCACAUAUCCUACGCUCCAGUUGUGGUUGGUUCCGACGACAGAGAACUUGUGGCGAUCAGCAAGGAUGAGACGAGCGAAACCGAUAAACUGUCACAGGACGUCGAUGGAGUGGACUUCACUGGCACGUACUCGCCGGUUGACAAGAAGAAAAGCAUUCUGGAAAGACACAAGAGGAAAAUUUGUCUCCUUCCCAUGAUCCACACUCAGUUCUGGGUGGCUGCAGCGUAUUCACUUUUGGCGCCACUUUUUCCGGCUCUGGCUGUUUCCAGAGGUCUUGAAGCCUGGGAGUAUGGAUUUGUUUUUUCUUUGGGAAAGAUAACCACAUUAAUAGGGUCAGCAUGGGCAAAAAAACUGAUACAGCAGACAUCUCCAAAAUCUGUAUAUCUUAUUGGACAAGUGGGAUACUUCCUGGCAAACGCGGUAUAUGGUGCCUUGUACUGGAUUCCUGGAGACUACAUGAUGUUAGGUGUUGCGUUGUUCGGAGGUGCAUUAGGUGGAUUGAGCGAAUCUCUUUACUGCGUCGCUAGUUAUGCAACAGCCACUGUUGUACUGGCGGACCACCUUGGCUUUGCUGUCGCUGGGAUGCAAGUCCUGUGGGGACUAGGCGGAGCAACGGGUGCCACACUUGGCGGCGCAAUUGCAGACCUGUGGGGAUAUCCUGCGUCAUUCUUCGUGAUGUCAUCGGUGUUUAUGCUGUCCUCUCCUUUCAUUGCGACAUCACGGAUCUUCCGAAGAAACCGAAAACCUGCAGCUGGGGAUCCACACGCAAAUGGCGAGAAAAUUUGCGGGGAAGCCAAUAUGAAGCAUUAUUGGCUGCUUCGGGAUGCUAGGUUCAUUUCUUAUUUGUUCAAUUUAUUUCUCAAUGGUCUAAUAUUUGGAUUCCUCGAGCCAACGUUAGAGCCUUAUCUAAAUCAGUUUCACCACAGUAGCUCAGGCAUUGGCAGUGUCUUCAGCGUAUACGCCCUUACUUUCUGCGUUGCUUCUGCUGUGUGUGGUUUUAUCUGCCACUGUAAGGCUGAGAUCCGUUGCCUGCCGCUCGCCCAUCUGCUCAGCUUAACGGGCUUCAUCGCGAUAGGCCCAGCGCCGUUCCUGCCAUUUGAACCCACCAUGAACCUUAUUUACGUUUCCCAAGUGCUACUGGGUGCAGGAGUCGCAUCGAUGCACGCGCUUUCAUACUCAACUGCAAUCAAGCGCGCAAUCACUAAAGGUUACAAAGAAGACAUUGACACAAGUAGCUUUGUGUGUGGUGCAAUAUUUGCCGCAUACGUCAUAGGGGCAACUCUGAGUCCACCUAUCAGUGGCUAUGUCGUUGAAGCGUUGGGAUUCCGAGCCGGCUCCAUGAUAAUUUUUGGAGUGCUGGUUGCCUGGAUGAUUGCACUGCUACUACUCCAGAAGAAUUCAAGGAGUGUACACUGACCUCACUGGCCCGUAUCGGACUGCCUGACAGUUGUCGGCAAAAAUGCUGCGCUGCACAACGGGAACAUAUCGUAGACUUUCCACAGAUGGCGCUCACAUCAUCAAAUUUCUGGCAUCUUCUGCACUGAAGUGGCUUGGGAAUAAAUGGCCGGACAGCAUGUCGGAAAUGACCUACUUCGACAUGCGACCCUAUGAAGAGGAUUUUUACACAUUGGAAAUUUCCGAGACGGACCACCUGGAGUAUUUCAGUCCCAUUUUCGGUAAUAAUAAUCAAAAGUGGCAGAUCGUCGCUUGAGAUGGCCGCAUCAAUAUCAUACAUUACGCCUGUAGUAGCCUCCUUUUCCAAGCAGGAUGAUGGUACGAACGUUCAUGCCACCGAGGACAAUGACAGUGAGCAGAGAGUCUAACACCGACGCUUGAGCGACGUCUACAGGAACAAUACUAUUCGGUGCACUGACUCUGACGUCCUCAAUUCCUUUUGUUUGCCAAUAGCGUCUCGAAUUUAUCCGAUGCAACUUGCCUGAUGCGGAGCCUCACGUUGCCGGAUGGUAGCGCAGGUAAGGAGAGCAUAGUGUACUUCGGCAAAUUUUGCGGAGUCCUCAUGGUAGAUGUGUCCAAAGAGGCCCUGAGAAUCCACCGCUUUGCUUUCGGACUCAAGACACCCGCACAGUCGUCGUCGGAGCUCUGUCGUCGCGCUCGGUCGGCCUCGCUGUCGCUCGAGAGGCAGUUCCACUUCCUUGAGGCUGUCGACGCGGACGCCACUAAAGGAGGUGGGAGUGCGAAUGACUCUACUUUUAUUCCCGUGAAGCAGGGAACAGUGGCCCCGGUAAAAAAGCGAGAAUUACCAGAAGAUCCUGGUGACAGCGAACAAGCACUCAGCAACAGAAUCACUCCGAGGACUUCAAGCUGUUCAAACCUCAACAAUGCGGCUAUGUAGC
Messenger RNA from Dermacentor albipictus, 2629 nucleotides. RefSeq names its product MFS-type transporter SLC18B1-like. NCBI's taxonomy places the organism in Eukaryota, Metazoa, Arthropoda, Arachnida, Ixodida, Ixodidae. The record is from RefSeq and is a predicted model, not a curated record. Gene Ontology annotation, molecular function: transmembrane transporter activity. Gene Ontology annotation, biological process: transmembrane transport.